AUUGUAAACCAAAAUGUAUUCCGCAAACAUCAUCAAUGACGGCGAUUUUACAAGAACCAUUUACACAUUGAUUAAAGAAAAUAAGUUCGUUGAAGCUAUUAAAAUACUGCACGGAAUAACAGAGUCUAAUUCGACCAGGGCAGGACUGUCCCUUCUAGCAUAUUGUUAUUUUUAUAUUCAGGAUUUUGUGAAGGCAGCAAAUUAUUAUGAGAAGCUCACAAAUUUAUAUCCCGAUAAUGAUGAUUAUAAAUUGUACCAUGCUCAAGCUCUUUAUCAAGCUUGCAUGUACGAAGAAUCUUAUCAAGCUUGUAAUAAACUGGCAGACUCUCCCGAUUACAACGAGAGAGUUGUUAAACUGCAAGCAGCCAUAAAAUACAGCCAAGAGGAUGUUUUAUCUGCCAAAAAUCUAGUCGAAGCCUCGAGUCCAAGUGACCCAGACAGAGAUGUUAAUUUGGGUUGUCUCUUGUAUAAAGAUGGCAACUAUGAAGAAGCAUUAGAAAAAUUCACUAGUGCUCUCCAAAAUCAAGGAUUUGUACCAUCAUUGGCGUACAACGCUGCUCUAUGCUACUAUAGACUUAAGGAAUACGGGCCUUCUCUAAAAUAUUGUGCUGAUAUAAUAGAAAAAGGCAUAAGAGAUCAUCCUGAACUUAGCAUUGGAAUGCAAACAGAAGGUAUAGAAGUACGAUCAGUAGGAAACACUCUAACAUUGCACGAAACAUCAUUAACAGAAGCGUUCAAUCUUAAGGCAGCCAUCGAAUACCAACUUAAAAAUUGUAAUAAAAAUAAAAAAAUUUGGUUUGCAAAAUAUUUAAUCGUAUCUGUUUUAGUCGAUUCUGCUAAAGAGGCUUUAACAGAUAUGCCACCAAGAGCGGAAUAUGAGCUGGACGCUGUAACUCUUCAUAAUCAGGCGCUAAUGAAUUUUGACCAGAAUCCUACUGAAGGGUUUGAAAAAUUACAAUUUUUACUUCAACAAAAUCCAUUUCCGCCGGAAACAUUUGCUAAUAUUCUUUUAUUAUAUUGCCAACACGAAUGUUAUGACUUGGCCGCAGACAUUCUGGCUGAAAAUGCUCAUCUUACAUAUAAAUAUUUAACACCAUAUAUGUAUGAAUUUUUGGACGCUCUAAUAACUCAACAAACCUCACCAACAGACGCCUACCAAAAAUUGGACGAGUUAGCAAGUCGUCACACAGAGCAACUCAGAAAACUGACAAAGCAAGUACAGGAACAUAGAAAUAGAAACGAUACGGAGUUGAUAAAAAAAACUGUUAUGGAUUAUGAAGAAUGCUUGGAAAGGUAUAUACCUGUAUUAAUGGCUCAAGCUAAAAUUUAUUGGGAUUUAAAAAAUUAUCCGCAAGUAGAAAAAAUAUUUCGCAAAAGCGCCGAAUUCUGUAACGAGAAUGAUAUUUGGAGACUUAAUGUAGCUCACGUUCUCUUCAUGGAAGAAAAUAAAUUUAAGGAAGCUACCGGAUUUUAUGAACCGUUGGUUAAAAAGAACUACGCAGAUAUAUUAAGCAUAAAUCCCAUAAUACUAGCAAAUCUGUGCGUUUCUUAUAUAAUGACCUCACAAAAUGAAGCAGCAGAAGACUUGAUGAGGAAAAUUGAAAAGGAAGAGGAUACAAUCGGUUUUGAAGAACCUGAAAAAAAGUGUUUUCAUCAUUGCAUUGUCAACCUAGUUAUAGGGACCCUUUAUUGUUCUAAAGGAAAUUAUGAAUUUGGAAUAUCAAGAGUGAUAAAAUCUCUAGAACCGUACGAUAAAAAACUAGGCACCGAUACAUGGUAUUAUGUUAAGAUUUGUUUUUGCAGUCUGAUCGAAAAUCUUGCCAAACAUAUGAUUGUUUUAAAAGAUAGUAUUAUUGAAGAAUGCAUUAAUUUUUUGGAAAGUUGUGAAUUUUAUGGAAAGACUGUCAGAACAGUGGUAUAUAAUUCUUUCUUAGAAGCUAACGAAGUACCCAAUGGAAAAGAGACUGUUACAUAUGAAGCCAGAAAAAUAAAAUGCCUCCUAAUUCGAUUAUUCAAUGUGGAAUCAUAAUGAAUAUUCAUAAAUAUUCAAUGAUUGAAAGAAAUAUUUUUCUGCUCUGUAUAUGUAGAUACAAAUUAUAGCAAGUAGUGUUUGAUAUAAAUUAGAAUGAGAUACGUUUAAAUAAAUAGGUAUAU
Diabrotica balteata is the source of this 2154-nucleotide messenger RNA. The record is from the annotation of a GenBank genome assembly. NCBI's taxonomy places the organism in Eukaryota, Metazoa, Arthropoda, Insecta, Coleoptera, Chrysomelidae.